Miscanthus lutarioriparius is the source of this 354-nucleotide messenger RNA. The record is from the annotation of a GenBank genome assembly. NCBI's taxonomy places the organism in Eukaryota, Viridiplantae, Streptophyta, Magnoliopsida, Poales, Poaceae.
AUGUGGGGCCUCUAUUGCCGGAACGCGAUCCUCAACGCGGCGGACGAGCGGCUGAGGUCCGGCAACCAGGCCGACGAUAGGUGCAUGGAGAGGGUGCUCGUCGUCGGGCUGUGGUGCGCCCAUCCUGACCAGACCGAAUGGCCAUCCAUCGAGCAGGCCAUGCACGUCCUGCAGUCGGAGGACGCUAGGCUCCCGACGCUCACGCCGCAGAUGUACAGAACGGUGUCGGAGUUUGCCGUCACUGGACGUGCUAUUGGCGCCUUGUCCGUUCAGAGCUCCUCUUCCACGACCACGGCGACAACCGGUGGCCACUCCAAGGUCUCUUCCGAGUCAGCAUCCUCUCCCUUGCUCUAA